AUGGCGGCCGCUGCGGAGGAGCCGUUCCCCUUCCACGGCCUCCUGCCCAAGAAGGAGACCGGCGCCGCCGCCUUCCUCGCCCGCUUCCCCGACUUCGACGGGCGGGGGGUGCUGCUGGCUGUGCUGGACACCGGCGUUGACCCGGGGGCGCCGGGCAUGCAGAUUACAACUGAUGGGAAACCCAAGAUAAUUGAUAUAAUUGAUACAACAGGCAGUGGUGAUGUAACUACAUGUACCAUUGUAGAACCUAAAGAUGGGGAAAUUACUGGUCUUUCUGGAAGAACUUUAAAGAUUCCAGCGAACUGGGUAAAUCCUUCAGGCAAAUAUCACAUUGGCAUAAAAAAUGGCUAUGAUAUCUAUCCUAAAGCUCUUAAGGAGAGGAUUCAGAAAGAGCGCAAGGAAAAGCUCUGGGAUCCUGUUCACAGACUGGCUCUGGCAGAGGCCUGUAGGAAACAAGAAGAAUUUGAUGCUGCUCAUAGCUCUCUCUCCCAGGUAAAUAAACUCAUAAAGGAAGAACUUCAAAAUCAAGUGGAACUGUUGAAUUCUUUUGAGAAAAAAUACAGUGAUCCUGGCCCAGUAUAUGAUUGUCUAGUAUGGAAUGAUGGUGAGACCUGGAGAGCCUGCAUAGAUACAAGUGAGAGUGGUGACUUAACUAGCUGUACAGUGCUUAGAACCUACAAAGAGGCUCAGGAAUAUGGAUCUUUUGGAACAUCUGAGAUGUUGAAUUAUUCUGUGAAUAUAUAUGAUGAUGGAAACCUUCUUUCCAUUGUGACAAGUGGAGGAGCACAUGGAACACACGUGGCUAGUAUUGCAGCUGGAUAUUUUCCAGAAGAACCAGAACGAAAUGGUGUGGCUCCUGGAGCUCAGAUUCUUGCAAUCAAGAUUGGUGAUACGAGACUAAGUACAAUGGAAACUGGCACUGGUCUAAUAAGAGCCAUGAUAGAAGCAAUAAAAUAUAAAUGUGAUCUUGUCAACUAUAGCUAUGGAGAGGCAACACAUUGGCCAAAUUCUGGGAGAAUUUGUGAAGUAAUUAAUGAAGCAGUGUGGAAACACAACGUAAUCUAUGUUUCAAGUGCAGGAAAUAAUGGCCCUUGCCUUUCUACAGUAGGAUGUCCUGGUGGAACUACAUCUAGUGUAAUAGGUGUUGGUGCCUAUGUUUCACCUGACAUGAUGGUUGCUGAAUACUCUUUAAGAGAAAAACUGCCAGCAAAUCAAUAUACUUGGUCAUCCAGAGGGCCUAGCACUGAUGGAGCCCUUGGAGUAAGUAUCAGUGCACCAGGAGGUGCUAUUGCUUCUGUUCCAAACUGGACUCUGCGAGGAACACAACUCAUGAAUGGAACAUCCAUGUCUUCCCCCAAUGCAUGUGGAGGCAUUGCAUUAGUAUUGUCAGGACUCAAAGCUAAUGACAUUCAUUAUACUGUUCAUUCUGUCAGAAGAGCUUUAGAAAACACUGCAGUGAAAGCUGAAAACAUAGAAGUGUUUGCACAAGGACAUGGUAUUAUUCAGGUUGAUAAAGCCUAUGACUACCUCAUUCAGAAUUCAUCAUUCACAAGUAACAUAGGCUUUACGGUUACUGUCGGCAGCAACCGUGGAAUCUACCUCAGAGAUCCUGCCCAGAUAGCUGCACCUUCUGAUCAUGGGGUUGGCAUAGAACCUGUCUUUCCUGAGAAUACAGAAAACACUGAAAGAAUAUCUCUCCAGCUUCAUUUAGCUUUAACUUCAAAUGCACCGUGGGUCCAGUGUCCUAGUCAUUUAGAGCUUAUGAACCAAUGUCGACACAUAAAUGUUCGUGUGGAUCCACGUGGCCUGAGAGAAGGACUACAUUAUACAGAGGUGUGUGGAUAUGAUAUAGCAAUGCCUAAUGCAGGCCCUCUGUUCAGAGUUCCAAUAACUGUUGUUAUACCAACAAGAGUGGAUGAAUCAUCAAGCUAUGACCUGACAUACACAGAUGUUCAUUUUAAACCCGGUCAAAUCCGAAGGCACUUCAUUGAUGUUCCUCAGGGAGCUACGUGGGCUGAAGUGACAGUAUGUUCAUGUUCAGCUGAUGUGACUGCCAAGUUUGUGCUUCAUGCCGUUCAGCUAGUGAAACAAAAAGCAUAUAGAAGUCAUGAGUUCUACAAAUUUUCAUCCUUGCCAGAAAAAGGAUCAGUGACUGAAGCAUUUCCUGUCUUAGCUGGAAAAACUAUUGAAUUUUGUGUUGCUCGGUGGUGGGCAAGCCUUAGCGAUGUUAGCAUUAAUUACACAAUUUCUUUCCAUGGUGUACUUUGUGCUACUCCUCAGCUAAACAUGCAUGCUUCAGAAGGCAUCGUACGAUUUGAUGUUCAGUCCCUGUUGAAGUAUGAAGAUAUUGCUCCGUGCAUAAAUCUGAAAAGCUGGGUUCAAACGCUCAGACCAGUGAGUGCAAAAAUAAAACCUUUGGGCUCCAGAGAUAUUUUACCAAAUAAUCGUCAACUGUAUGAGAUGAUUUUGACCUAUAACUUUCAUCAGCCUAAGAGUGGAGAAGUAACUCCAAGCUGUCCACUUCUUUGUGAAUUGUUGUACGAAUCUGAAUUUGAUAGUCAACUGUGGAUUAUUUUUGACCAGAACAAAAGACAAAUGGGUUCAGGAGAUGCCUAUCCACACCAGUAUUCUGUGAAACUGGAAAAAGGAGAUUACACUAUUCGGUUACAAAUUCGUCACGAACAGAACAGUGAGCUGGAUCGCAUCAAAGACCUUCCAUUUAUUGUUUCUCACAGGUUGUCUAGUACCUUGAGCUUAGAUAUUUAUGAAAACCAUAGCCUUGCUCUCUUAGGGAAGAAGAAAUCCAACAGUUUGACAUUACCACCAAAACACAGUCAGCCAUUCUUUGUUACAUCUCUGCCUGAUGACAAAAUACCUAAAGGGGCAGGACCAGGAUGUUAUCUUGCAGGAGCUCUUACACUGUCUAAAACAGAACUUGGAAAGAAAGCUGGGCAGUCCGCAGCAAAGCGACAAGGAAAAUUUAAAAAGGAUGUCCUUACUGUUCACUAUCAUCUAAUACCAUCACCAUCAAAGAGUAAAAAUGGCAGCAAAGAGAAAGAAAGAGAACAGGAAAAAGAAAAAGAUGUAAAAGAAGAAUUUGCUGAAGCUUUAAGAGAUCUAAAAAUACAGUGGAUGACCAAGCUGGAUACCGCUGACAUGUAUAAUGAGUUGAAAGAAGCAUUUCCUAAUCAUCUUCCGUUGUAUGUUGCAAGACUUCAUCAGCUGGAUUCUGAGAAGGAACGAAUGAAAAGACUUGAUGAAAUUAUUGAAGCUGCAAAUACUGUAAUCUCUCAUAUUGAUCAGACAGCAUUAGCAGUAUAUUUUGCCAUGAAGACUGAUCCCAGGCCUGAUGCGACUACUAUAAAAAAUGAAAUGGAAAAACAGAAGACUACUUUAGUGGAUGCACUUUGUCGAAAAGGAAGUGCACUGGCUGACCAACUUCUUCACCUGCAGGCCCAAGAAGGGGCUGCUUCCAGUGAUGCAGAAAGCAAAGAUGAGGAUCAUGAGAGCUGCUCAGAAGCUUUGACAGAGACAUUCUGGGAAACAACAAAAUGGACUGAUCUUUUUGACAGCAAGGUUUUGACUUUUGCCUAUAAGCACGCAUUGGUAAAUAAAAUGUAUGGGAGAGGUCUCAAGUUUGCCACAAAACUUGCAGAAGAGAAGCCAACAAAGGACAACUUGAAAAACUGCAUUCAGCUAAUGAAGUUGCUUGGAUGGACUCAUUGUGCAACUUUCACUGAAAAUUGGCUUCCUGUCAUGUAUCCACCUGAUUAUUGCGUAUUCUAGAAAACCAACAAUUGUA
This is a messenger RNA of Gavia stellata (red-throated loon), 3802 nucleotides long. RefSeq names its product tripeptidyl peptidase 2 (gene TPP2). The coding region runs from base 1 to 3786 and encodes 1261 amino acids. Gene Ontology annotation, cellular component: cytosol. Gene Ontology annotation, molecular function: serine-type endopeptidase activity; tripeptidyl-peptidase activity. Gene Ontology annotation, biological process: proteolysis. The record is from RefSeq and is a predicted model, not a curated record. NCBI's taxonomy places the organism in Eukaryota, Metazoa, Chordata, Aves, Gaviiformes, Gaviidae. The transcript is spliced from 30 exons.